CGGACGCCAUUCAUGCGAGUGCGUCAUCAAGCCUUUAAAGUGUGUUUGUGUUAAGUGUUUAUUGCUACUAGUGACACCAUUGUUAAAUUUCCUAGUAAAUGUGCUGAGUUUCUAAGCAGUUUUUGCUUAUUUUGAAGUUUUAAAUUGCUGGAAGUUAAUAGGAGCCGAUCUUAUAGUGUCUGUGAUGAGCAUUCUGUGGUUCCCGAUUCCUAACCUCUCUAUAUGUCCGAUAAUCGCCAGUUAGUAUCUGACAUACAAGAACUUGAUAAAAACAUCACCAACUGUGAACAGUUUUUUGCCAAAGUGCUGAAUCGAAAAAUAGAAGGCUCGCGGCAAGCUCCCGCGAACAAGAAGAAAAAUGUACCCGCGAAAAGUUCGUCACGCCCGCAGUCCAGAGGAGGAGGGUCUCAGGCAUUACAUCGUGCCCCCUCAGCUGGUGCCAGUAGUACGAGAACUACUACAAAAUCCGCUAACCCUUGUAGGAAGUCCGUUGCCGUAAUCCAUUCACAGCCAAGAAAGGCUUCGGCCGAUCGUCUUCCAAAACCGAAAAGCAAUGAUGGUCACCAACGUAGGCGCAGUAACAGUGCUUCGAGGCUUGUAUCAAAAAGUUGUACGUGUGAACCACCUACCUUAGAAUCUUUUGGUAAAUUUCCUGUACAUGUCCCGAGAAUUUCAGCUUCAAAAGUGUCCGAAAUUCAGGUACCUGUCAAAUUGGAAACAUCACCUCGUACCCAUCAAUCAAGAUCACCUGGAUCUAAGAGUAAGAAUUUAUCAUGGGGGCAGAUUCUGGGGAAAAAUCACCAAACUUGCAAGGUAGAUAGGGGUCAGUGGGAUAUUCACAGUGCAAGACAAAACACUCAUUCACAUCCAUCUUUUAAUACAAAGAUUCCGCAUGAUUGUGAACCAAUUAAAGAGUGUAGUUCCAGUGAAUGCACUGUAACAGCCUCAUGCAAUCACUUAUUUAAAGUAACUGCACCGAGGCGCCCACAGGAAGAGUCCUUUUCUAGUGAAGGAACUUCUGGCUUCAGUUCUAACAAUGAACUUCCAUCCCAUUUGACAAACAAGAGUAUUCAAUGUGGUUUACCAAAUCCAGGGCAGAGACCAAAGUCAUCCGACAGUUAUCAUCAUCAACCAAGUUCAUCUGCGCAUUAUCAACAUCGAAGAGUGUCAUCGUCAUCAUCUGGGGCAUCAAGUCAGAAACCAGAAGAGAAAGAAAAAGUUAUUGGGGUUCUAGGAAGUGAUGUUUUUUCAAUAUUCAACCCAGUUCGAACUCUUAAUUUUCUUGUUAAAGAGUUACAAGGGCUGUUGCAAAAGCAUCCUCAAGACGAUGAGAGUGCGCGCCGUGUCAUUGCGGACAUGGAAAAGGCGCUGCGCAGGCUGCCGGAAGGCGAGGAGCCCACUGAGAGCACCUCUGGAUACACCACCCAUUCGAAGCCCCACGACUCCCACUCUGUUUCCACUUCGGCUUCCACGCGCAGCUGCGACAUGCAGGCUGACAAGCUUCCAGAGGAGGUGGCCCAGCAAGCGGCUAUGAUCAGGGCACUGCAGACCGUGCCUGCACUGGCACGCAGAAUUGAUGAGCGAACAGAGGCCAUGAGAAGGAAGAUUGUUGAGUCUCGGACUCGCAUAUCGGUUCCUGCUUUUGCUCCACCACCACAGGAAUCUUGCACGAGUAGCGUCGAAAACAUUUUGCGUCUGCAGAGGCACGUGGAGAGCAGCGGUCACCAACUAGAAAUCAUGUGCCAGGCUAUGGAACAAACUUGUGAUAUUUUGCGCAGUGAGCGUGAUGCAUUGCAAGGGAAAGUGGAAGAGCGGGACAAAAAGUUACGUGUUGCAAAGAGCCAAGAGCAGGACUUUGUAACAACUGUCACUUCCCUCCGAACUAACCUGGAAUCUGCCACUCGGAGAGUGACGCAGCUUUCUGUUGAAAACAAAGUGCUGAAGGAACAAGUAAAGGAAAUUCCAAAUCUGAGGUACAUUGAAGAAAAGUACAAGCAAGUGUCAAUAGAAAAUGCGAAGCUUAAAGAGGAGAACAAGGCAAUCCCUGCGUUAAAGGAAAAAGAAGCAAAAGUUGCUGAAUUGACAUCAUCAAUAGCAAGUCUUGAAACAGAAAAAAAGAAUUUGGAUGAUAAAGUGGUGAGGUGUAAUCAAGAAAUACAAAGGCUGAAAGAAUCAUCACAGAACCAAGUGGGAGUAGCAGAAGCUACCAAACGAUUGACGCAAAGACUCCAGGAAACAAUGAAGGAACGUGAUGAAGCACAGCAUGAUGCCCAGAUGUUGCGCAUUGAGCGUGAGAAACUGUUGAUUCUGCAACGUAACAAGGAUGAGGAGUUAUCACAUUUUGUUCAAGACAUAAUAAACAUCAAAAUGAUGGUAACCGGGCAGCUGAAUAUUCUCAAGACCAAUAUGCCGCAGAUGACUCCUCCGGGAUCGAUUUUGGAUCUCCUGAACUCUAGUUCGGAGUCAGAAGAGUUCACUUCAGCUUCUCAGUGCCAGCCUGUUUGCUCCUCACCGACAUCUACUGCAUCAGGAGCAGCACCGGGUGGAGAAGUAUGGGAGGACAUCAGCACUAUUGUCCCAGAACAAACUCGCUCAUCUCCAGAAGUCUUUGUGAGAGUCAGCACUCAAAAAGGGGAGGAAACAGAAUCUCCACCUGAUUUCAAGAGCCUUUGUCGCGAUGCAUGGCACAGCCUUGCUCCAGCUGGGCAAGGCGAAGGGUGCGGUGUCCCUGAGACAAACACACCUCGGCCACGGACGGCGGUUCCGAGUCAACGGCCUCCUGUUGCGGUGAAUGAAGGAGUAGGGGACACCCAGUGGACAGGUGCUGCAGCUGUAACACAAGAACUUCACCAAAAUGUUCAAGAGCUGUUUAAGCUUAUUAACAACAAGCCUGCAGCAGCGGGUUCAACAGAUGCUCCAUCAUCUGGUCGAACAGUUACAACUGUGUCGUCAUCUGUUCCCAGUUCAAAGCGUUCAUCUGUGCCAGCACAGGCAACAAAUAAGAACUUCCAGUUUGAAAUCCCUCGAUUGCCGGACCCACCAAAAUUUCUCGAAACUCCCGAGUUUAGCGAUUUUUCGUCUUAUCACGGCUCUCUUGCUGAUACUUCUUCUGUAGAAUCGAUUGACGCUGUAUUGCGAAAAUUGCAGAAGGGUGAUCGACAAACAAAGGAGAAAUAAAUUUCUAUAGAAUAUACCACAAAUGUAUUUUUAAACGAGUUAUGUUUUUUGCAAAGAAUGCUAAUAGUAUUUUAUGAUGUAUUUUUAUUUUUUAUACAUAUAUAGAUCUUAUAAUGAAUUUUUAGAUACAUAAAUGAAUUUAUAAAACUUGCCAUAAUAUUUGUCUUCCCUUUGUAAUACUACAUUAUUUCCAUGAUCAGAGAAAACAUAAAUAGUUUGAUCUCAGAUUUUAAAAUGCUUUAUUUCUGAACCUGCUCUU
Gryllus bimaculatus (two-spotted cricket) is the source of this 3436-nucleotide messenger RNA. The record is from the annotation of a GenBank genome assembly. Lineage: Eukaryota; Metazoa; Arthropoda; Insecta; Orthoptera; Gryllidae.